Messenger RNA from Mirounga angustirostris (Northern elephant seal), 2593 nucleotides. RefSeq names its product acyl-CoA dehydrogenase very long chain (gene ACADVL). The transcript has 18 exons. NCBI's taxonomy places the organism in Eukaryota, Metazoa, Chordata, Mammalia, Carnivora, Phocidae. The coding region runs from base 100 to 2346 and encodes 748 amino acids. Gene Ontology annotation, molecular function: flavin adenine dinucleotide binding; fatty-acyl-CoA binding; very-long-chain fatty acyl-CoA dehydrogenase activity. The record is from RefSeq and is a predicted model, not a curated record.
ACGAUGAGUCAAGACAGGACGGGGGCUGCCAGACUUCAGUAGACGGGCCGACCGCGGUAGGUCCGCGCUCGAGUCAGCGGCGGCCGGAGCGGCUCGGAGAUGCAGGCGGCACGGAUGGCCCCGAGCGUGGGGCGGCAGCUGAGGAGGUUGGGGGUCGGAAGCUCGCGGCCCCGUGCGCCCGUGUGGCAGCCCCCGCCCGGCCCGGCCCGCCGACCCUAUGCCAGCGGGGCCGCUCAGGCGGUUCUGGAGAAGUCCGAUUCCUCCACCCCCGAGGCUUCGACCAGGGAGAAGCAGGCCAAGGCGGAAUCGAAGUCCUUUGCUGUGGGGAUGUUCAAGGGCCAGCUCACCACCGACCAGGUGUUCCCCUACCCGUCUGUGCUCAACGAGGAGCAGACACAGUUUCUCAAAGAGCUGGUGGGGCCGGUGUCCCGUUUCUUUGAGGAGGUGAACGAUCCUGCCAAGAAUGACAUGAUGGAGAAGGUGGAGGAGACCACCAUGCAGGGCCUCAAGGAGCUGGGGGCCUUUGGUCUGCAAGUGCCCAGCGAACUGGGUGGUGUGGGCCUCUGCAACACGCAGUACGCCCGCUUGGUGGAGAUCGUUGGCACGCAUGACCUUGGCGUGGGCAUCACCCUGGGGGCCCAUCAGAGCAUCGGCUUCAAAGGCAUCCUCCUCUUUGGCACAAAGGCCCAGAAAGAAAAAUACCUCCCCAAACUGGCAUCUGGGGAAACCAUAGCUGCUUUCUGUCUAACCGAGACCUCCAGUGGGUCCGACGCAGCCUCCAUCCGAACUUCAGCCGUGCCCAGCCCCUGUGGGAAAUAUUAUACCCUCAAUGGAAGCAAGCUUUGGAUCAGGCAAUCCUCCCCCACCCCCUGCCUUUGUCUCUUCUCCACCUCUUCCCAGUUUCAGGCCCCACUGCUCUGUCCCCCGCACCCUGACUGCCCCUCAUUUUUCCAUAGUAACGGGGGCCUGGCAGAUAUAUUCACGGUCUUUGCCAAGACACCAGUCACAGACGCAGCCACGGGGGCCGUGAAGGAGAAGAUCACAGCUUUCGUGGUGGAGCGGAGCUUUGGAGGUGUCACCCACGGGCCCCCCGAGAAGAAGAUGGGCAUCAAGGCCUCGAACACGGCAGAGGUGCACUUUGACGAGGUACACGUGCCGUCGGAGAAUGUGCUGGGCGAGGUGGGGGCCGGCUUCAAGGUUGCCAUGCACAUCCUCAACAACGGAAGGUUCGGCAUGGCCGCGGCCCUCGCGGGCACCAUGAGGGGCAUCAUUGCUAAGGCGGUGAGUGCCCUGCUUGAGCUCCAGCUGGCCGGAAGCAAGGUCGCCCUGUCCCCCUUCCCCGGGGGGGGGGGCUGUCCCUCCCCUCCCCCUGGGCUCGGGUCUCCGUGCAGCCUGUCCCUCUCCUGGCGGGGAGAAACUGCAGAACCCCACUGCGACACACGGGCUCUCCUCCAGGUGGACCAUGCUGCUAAUCGUACCCAGUUUGGGGAGAAAAUUCACAACUUUGGGCUGAUCCAGGAGAAGCUGGCCCGGAUGGCUGUGCUGCAGUACGUGACUGAGUCCAUGGCUUACAUGGUGAGUGCCAACAUGGACCAGGGAGCCACGGACUUCCAGAUCGAGGCCGCCAUCAGUAAAAUCUUUGGCUCGGAGGCGGCCUGGAAGGUGACCGAUGAGUGCAUCCAGAUCAUGGGCGGCAUGGGCUUCAUGAAGGAGCCUGGGGUAGAGCGCGUUCUCCGAGACCUUCGCAUUUUCCGGAUCUUCGAGGGGACCAACGACAUUCUCCGGCUCUUUGUGGCUCUGCAGGGCUGUAUGGACAAAGGAAAGGAACUUUCUGGACUUGGCAGUGCUCUAAAGAAUCCCUUUGGGAAUGCCGGCCUCCUGCUAGGAGAGGCAGGCAAACAGCUGAGGAGGCGGGCAGGGCUGGGCAGUGGCCUGAGUCUCAGUGCUGUCAUCCACCAGGAGCUGAAUCGGAGUGGAGAGCUGACAGUGAAGGCUCUGGAGCAGUUUGCCGCUGUGGUCGAGGCCAAGCUAAUAAAACACAAGAAGGGAAUUGUCAAUGAACAGUUCGUGCUGCAGCGUCUGGCCGACAGUGCCAUUGACCUCUACGCCAUGGUGGUAGUUCUGUCCAGGGCCUCAAGAUCCCUGAGCGAGGGCCACCCUACAGCCCAGCAUGAGAAGAUGCUCUGUGACAGCUGGUGUAUCGAGGCGGCGGCCCGGGUCCGGAAGAACAUGACCGCCCUGCAGUCUGACCCACAACAACAGGAGCUGUUCCGUAACUUCAAGAGCAUCUCCACGGCCUUGGUGGAGCGAGGCGGCAUGGUCACCAGCAACCCCCUGGGCUUCUGACUGCUGCCCGCCGCCAGGGCCUGGCCCGUGCCUUCUCAAGCCCAGCGCCCCCCACAGGCCCUGGUUCUGCCUUAAAGAGGGCCUGGCCCAGGGCCCCGCUGCUCUCACGGCCUCGCUCUGCCGGGCCUCCUCUUGGCCUCGCUGCCUGCCUCCCUCCCAAAGAAAGGAGCCAGAGGCGUGGGGAGUUUGCCCCUAUUGUUUUAUUUGGUUUUAUACAAGUGACUAAAUAAAUAGAGUAACAAAAGCA